Messenger RNA from Helianthus annuus (common sunflower), 512 nucleotides. Its product is annotated as partner of Y14 and mago-like. Gene Ontology annotation, cellular component: cytoplasm; exon-exon junction complex. The record is from RefSeq and is a predicted model, not a curated record. Gene Ontology annotation, molecular function: RNA binding. Bases 83 to 415 code for a protein of 110 amino acids. Gene Ontology annotation, biological process: exon-exon junction complex disassembly. The transcript has 2 exons. Lineage: Eukaryota; Viridiplantae; Streptophyta; Magnoliopsida; Asterales; Asteraceae.
CACCUCAUCCUGCCCCCAACCUGCUACUCCCCCUAUCCAACCUCUAUACCUUCUGCUCUGUUGUUGAAUUCAUAAUCUUUGGAUGGUGCGCAGUGGUGGAGGAGAAGAUGAAGCCAAAGAAAUGGUUGUUGAGCUCACCAAAACCCUAAAAGAAGGAGAACGACUCGUUAGCCCGACCCGUAGACCCGACGAAACCCUGCGCAAACCCAUUCCGAUCAAGGCUGGUUACACGCUUCAGGAUGAAGUCGCCAUUUACAAAUCCAAAGGAGCUCUCGUAUACUAUGCCCCUAGUUAUGAUCCUGAAGUGGAUGUUAGUAAACCCAAAACCAAAUCCGCUAAGCGGAAUGAGAGGAAGAAGGAGAAGCAUUUGCUGGUCUGUCAUCUAACCUUUGUAUAUGUUAGAAUUGUUGUGUGAUGAGGUGGUGGUAGUGGCAAGAUGUAGUGGUUAGGGUUUUAGGGUUAGGAAAUUGGGGAAGAUGAUGUCUUUAUGUAUUUUAUUUAUUUUAUUAUUA